UCUGAGCUCAUUCACCCGAUGGAUGUUCAGAUGGCCGUGUUUCAUUGUGCUGAUGGUUUCCUGAAGCAGCUGAUGGUCACUAAACUGUCUCAGUGUCAGUACGCUCUGCCUCUGCUUGUUCCUGAUCCAGACACACAACAGAUUGAGUUUCCUCUCUGGACAUUCAGACAAAUCAACAAGAGCUGGAAGAUCAGAAACACUAACAAUGAGUUCAUCAGUCAAACCCAGCUGAUCUACAGAGCACAAACUCCAAUGGUGUGCUUCUUCAGGUUUGGCUCUGUGUCUUCAUCCAAGUCUCAGCUGAUGAACAAUCUGAUCAAUGAGAGACACAACACAUUCUUCCACAGGAACUGCCCAGGCAGCAGCAGAACCAGAGUCCUGAUGGACGGAGUGGUGGAGAUCGCCUGGUUCUGCCCUUCUGGAUCAUAUGAUGAUAAAUUCACUGAAUGUGUAGCGUUCUGUAAUCUACACGGUGAUGCAGGAGACCAGGAGAAACAGCUGCAGAUCCUCACUGAAAUGGCCUCAGUCAAUGUUGUUCUUCUGCCACGACUGGACAGGAAUGACAGACAGGCAGCAAUUAUCCAAAACCUGUACAAGAACAGAAAGCCACUCAUUUGUCUCCUUACUGAGGAUGAAUCUUCUGUAACUGAGAUGAGGAAAGGGAUAUACAAGAUUGGUUUGAAAGACAGAAAUCAGUCAGAUGUCUCUAAAGAACUCAGAAGAGCUAUAAAUGAUUGUCUCUCAGAAUCAUCUUCCACUUUCAGACUUGAAGAUGUGUCCAAACACUCAGACAUAAGAGUAGAUGAGGAGGAUGAUGAUGACGGCAGGAGAGGAAGAGCAGCAGCACAGCAGAUGAUGAGUUUACUGAAGAAGAAAGAUCUGACGAAAGUCAAAGAAUCAUUUCUGCCUCAUCAGGGGAAACUGUGGCAUCAGUGGAGUCAGAAGAAUAAAGAACUGCAUCGACCUCGAGCAGAUGAGACAGAAAUGGACAUCAGUAAAAAACACACAGAAAUGAAGAAAAUACGUGAACUACAGCAUGAAUCUGACAUCAGUGAGUUUAUGAAGCUCUUUAUUAAAGAAAUGAACUCAAAUACUAACCAUAAUAUGUUUGUCCUUCAAUGGCUCAGAAUCCUGCUGGAUGAAUAUACAUCAGCUGAUCUUUCUGAUCUACAUCAAAAAUAUCAUGAAAAGUGGUCAACAGUCUUAAAACUGAAAGAGUAUCAUUAUAAACCUGAACAACUCAAAGCUGAACAAAUUACACUUGAGAAAAUGUCAGAGGAACUUGAAGCAGCAACCUUUGGUUUGGAGCACAUCAUGAGGGAGAUUGGUCAGAUCUAUGAAUCAUGUUCAUUUGUGGAGAAGAACAAGAAAUACCUGCAGUCGGACUUUUCUUCUCUCCCGAGUCUUGCAGCAGAGAUGAUGAUCUCUGGAUCUCCACUGGAGCUGAUGGAUGGAGAUGCUGCUCAUGUUCCUCUGGUCUGGAUCUCUGCUGUUCUAGAUCAACUCAUCCAGAAACUGAGAGACCAGAGAGUCUUUGUGCUGUCAGUUUUAGGGAUCCAGAGCUCUGGGAAAUCCACCAUGCUCAAUGCCAUGUUUGGACUCCAGUUUGCUGUCAGCGCUGGCAGAACAACUAGAGGAGCUUUCAUGCAGCUGCUCAGAGUGUCAGAAAAGAUGAAAACACAUCUGAGGUUUGACUAUAUUCUGGUUGUUGAUACUGGAGGUCUUCGUGCUCUAGAACUGACUGGAAGAUCAACAAGACAUCAUGACAAUGAACUGGCCACAUUUGUUGUAGGUCUGGGAAAUCUGACACUGAUCAACAUCUUUGGAGAAAACCCAUCUGAGAUGCAGGACAUUCUUCAGAUUGUUGUUCAGGCCUUCAUGAGGAUGAAGAAGGUCAGACUGAAUCCCAGCUGUGUGUUUGUGCAUCAGAACGUUUUAGACGUCACAGAUGAAGAGAGAAACAUGGAGGGAAGGAGACGACUUCAGGAGACACUGGAUGAGAUGACAAAACUUGCUGCUGAAGAUGAAGUCUGUGCUGCAGAAUGUUUCAGUGACGUCAUUGCAUUUGAUGUUCAGAAAGAUGUGAAGUAUAUUCCUCAGCUCUGGGAGGGCAGUCCGCCGAUGGCUCCACCAAACCCAAACUAUUGUGAGAACAUUCAAGAACUGAAGAAAACUAUUAUGUCUCGUGCCUCAAAAUCACAUGGAAUGGUGCUGAAUGACUUCAAAUAUCGUAUUAUAGAUCUCUGGGAGGCUUUACUGAAUGAACGAUUCGUCUUCAGCUUCAGAAAUGCUCUGGAGAUCUCAGCUUACAGGAAACUAGAGACUGAAUACAGCAAGUGGUCCAGGAGUCUUCGCAGUGCCAUGAUGGAAACUGAGAACAAAUUACACAACCAAAUAGAAAAUGAAGUGAUUCAUGAGGUUGAGGAAACUGAUCUUCACAGAGAACUGAAGAAGACAAGUGAAGAAGUGGAAAAAUCAAUGUCUGAAUUAUUUGAGAAAGACAGAGAUGCAGAUAAACUGAUUCAGUGGAAAACAUCAUUUGAAAUCAAAAUCAAAUAUGUUCUUGAAAACAUUGUGAGAGAAACAAAGAGGAAAUUAAAUGAGAUUCUUCAGCAGCGAGACAUGAAGAAAAAGAUUGAUGCUCAGAGGACACAACAUGUAAACACUCUCUAUGAAAAGAGCAAAGAACUCGCCUUUAAACUCAGAUACAAAACACAUGAUGAAGAAACACUGAAGAAAGAGUUUGAUUUGUUUUGGAAACAGUGGAUAAGGAUGAUCAUCAGAGACACUCCUCCAAUCAGAGACAUUGACGUAAUGAGAGAUGUGAGAGAGAUCCUCAGUGACGUCUAUGAAAGUCUUCCUGUAGAUCACUGGAGGGAGAGCAGGGAUAUAUUCACUGUGUCGAGUUAUUCAGAUUAUGUAAAACUAAAGAAACCCAGUGGAAUUACAGGAGCUUUUACAAAGGUCUACAGAUCAGCUAAAGAGGUGUCUCAUGACAUUCUCUCUAAAGAGGAUGAAUCUCAAAUAAGAUCAUUAGUCACAGAUGUUGUUCAGCAGACAGACAGAAUGAUUCAGUCAUUUAACAUUUCAGAGAUGGACUACAACAUCAGCUGCAUCCAGCUACUCACAGAUUACAUCAUGACAAGAGUAACAGAACAUCAGGAAGGGCAAGUGAAUUAUGUGUUCAAGAAUGAAUUCUUCAUGCAUUUGGUUCUGUCCAUCUGUAAGAGAGCAAACAAGAAGAUCACUGACCAACACAGACUGUUCAGAGAAGACAAUGACCCUGUCCUCUAUUUGGAGAAGAAGAGAGAAGAGUACUAUAGUAUUUUCCAGAAAUACUGUCAUGGAACAACAUCUGCUACUAUUUUUGGAGAGAUCAUCUGUGAGAAACUGAAAGAGCCCAUUGAGCAGAGCGUCUACAAGAAGACUGCCAGAGAUUUAGCAGAUGAAAUGAGAUCAAACUGUGAAUCACUGAAUGGAAACAGAUCAUAUCUGGAGAAACACAUCCUGAAGACACUGGCAGAAGAGGAGGAUUUCAACAAAUACAUGAACUACAUUCAUAAUCCCAGAGAGCACUUCAAGAGUUUCAUCAGAGAUGAAGUCAGUCGGUACAUCACUGAUAAGUUCAGUGCCAGUGUUUUACACAAGAUGAAGAGGAACAUUGAACUCCUGCAGCAGAAGAUCAUGGAAGCAGCUUAUGAAUCUACUAAACAUGUUCAAGUGAACAGAGGAGAUGCUGGCGUCAGUGCUGUUGGGUUCAGUGUCCGUUCUGUGGAGCCACCUGCACCAACACCAUAG
Messenger RNA from Sinocyclocheilus rhinocerous, 3798 nucleotides. Its product is annotated as interferon-induced very large GTPase 1-like. The transcript has a single exon. The coding region runs from base 19 to 3798 and encodes 1259 amino acids. Gene Ontology annotation, molecular function: GTP binding. Lineage: Eukaryota; Metazoa; Chordata; Actinopteri; Cypriniformes; Cyprinidae. The record is from RefSeq and is a predicted model, not a curated record.